This is a messenger RNA of Miscanthus lutarioriparius, 1455 nucleotides long. NCBI's taxonomy places the organism in Eukaryota, Viridiplantae, Streptophyta, Magnoliopsida, Poales, Poaceae. The record is from the annotation of a GenBank genome assembly.
AUGCAGCGCCUCGCCUCCUCCCGGAGGCUCCUCCAGGCGGCGCUCGCCCCCGCCCGGGCCAACUCCAGCCUCUCCGCGGCCGCCGCCGCCGCCGUCGCCGUCGCCGCGCCCGCGCCAGAGAAUGGCGCCGACGCCGUCCCCAAGAUGCCGGCCUUCGACUACACGCCGCCGCCGUACGACGGGCCGCGCGCCGAGGAGAUCUUCCGGAAGCGGGCUCAGUUCCUCAGCCCAUCCCUCUUCCACUUCUACGAUCGCCCUUUGAACAUAGUCGAUGGAAAGAUGCAGUACCUAUUUGAUGAGGAUGGCCGUCGUUACCUUGAUGCUUUUGGUGGCAUUGCAACAGUUUGUUGUGGGCACUGCCAUCCAGAUGUGGUUGAAGCCAUAGUAAACCAGGCAAAGAGGAUCCAGCACUCCACAGUUCUAUAUCUCAAUCAUGCCAUUGCAGAUUUUGCAGAGGCAUUGGCUUCCAAAAUGCCUGGUGGUCUGAAGGUUGUUUUCUUCACAAAUUCAGGCACGGAGGCGAAUGAGCUUGCACUGAUGAUUGCACGGCUUUACACUGGUUGCAAUGACAUUAUCUCUCUUAGGAAUGGAUACCAUGGGAAUGCUGCUGGAACAAUGGGUGCUACCGCUCAAUCCAAUUGGAAAUUCAAUGUUGUUCAGACCGGAGUACACCAUGCGCUUAAUCCAGACCCCUACAGAGGUGCUUUUGGUUCUGACGGGGAGAAAUAUGCCAGAGAUGUUCAGGAAAUCAUUGAAUUUGGGACUACAGGGAGAGUUGGUGGUUUCAUUUCGGAAGCCAUACAGGGGGUUGGUGGAAUAGUGGAAUUGGCACCAGGAUACUUGCCCGUGGCAUACGAUAUGGUAAGGAAAGCCGGUGGACUCUGCAUCGCUGACGAAGUUCAGGCAGGAGUUGCGCGAACUGGAAGCCACUUCUGGGGAUUCGAAGGGCAUGGUGUCAUCCCAGACAUAGUCACUAUGGCCAAGGGUAUUGGGAAUGGCAUACCCAUAGGCGCUGUCGUGACAACGCCAGAGAUUGCUCAGGUGUUGACCCGCAGAAGUUACUUCAAUACCUUCGGUGGUAACCCUGUCAGCACUGCGGGCGGGCAUGCAGUGCUCAAAGUGCUGGAGAAGGAGAAGCUCCAGGAGAAUGCGUUUGUUGUGGGGUCCUAUCUAAAGGAACAGCUUAACAAGCUGAAAGAGAAGCAUGAAAUCAUUGGUGAUGUUAGGGGCAAAGGCUUCCUUCUUGGAGUUGAGCUGGUGACAGACUGUGAAAAGAAAACCCCAGCCAAAGCUGAAAUCUCACAUGCCAUGAACCAUAUGAAAGAUAUGGGAGUGUUGGUUGGGAAGGGUGGUUUCUACGGGAACGUUUUUAGGAUAACACCACCGUUGUGCUUCACCAAAGAGGACUCCGACUUCUUCAUUGACGUGAUGGACAUUGCGCUCUCGAAGCUGUGA